Molecule: messenger RNA, 2385 nt
Organism: Symbiodinium natans
Lineage: Eukaryota; Dinophyceae; Suessiales; Symbiodiniaceae
Source: the annotation of a GenBank genome assembly
AUGGUGGAGAACUGCGUUUGGAAGCCCAUGACGCGCGUCGUGGGCUGCUUCGUGGAGAAAGCCAAAGAGGUGGUGGCUUCAUUCGGGGACUGCUGGAAGAACAUCGAGGACGCGAUCCUGAGCGGCUUCCGGAAGUUCAAGAGCCUGCUGCCCCAAGGGUGCAACUCCUGGAGGAGCUGCAGGGACACGCUGCGGGGCGCGGGCCAGAAGCUCAUCGAGGUGCUCCUUGGGGAGCUGAAGAGCGAGGCGAAGAACUUGGUGGAGAAGAUCGGGCCAGGCUUCCGCUUGGUGGGGAACUUCAUCUCGCAGGCCCAGGAGGUCGCGGUCGACCUGGGGAGGAUCGCUGCCGAUGCAGCGAAGGGCGUCCUGAACUUCGUCAAAGGCUCGGCGACGGCGAUUUGGAACUACCGGUUGCCAAGCCUUUGCACUCCGAGCGGCGUCGGGUACUGGAAGCUGGUUCCGACCGACUGCGGUGCCUUCGAUGCCAUGGGGAGGAUCUUCUCUGAGGUUUGGGCCGUGUGGAAGAUCAAAGAGAACUUCGACAACACCGUGCAUAAGUUCAGGGAUUGCCUCGGGAAAAAGAGCUUCAUGGGCCUGCCAUCGCCCUUCAUCGAGGUGUCCCUUCAGAGCUUGUGCCUGCCGCAGUUCAUGAAGAGGCCGCUGGAGAUGAUCGUGGGCUCAUUCCACCAUUUCAUCCAACAGAUCAGGGAGGCUUCCGGCGGCUGCCAAGGUUCGGACCAGGCGAUCUGCCAGCUUGCUGCGGACAUGAAGUCCAUUGGGCUGAAGAUCAAAGACGUGUUGGACACAAAGGUGUCCCUGAUGCAAGCCGCCAAGACCGUGGGUCGAGAACUUUCGCGCGGUCAGGCAGCUGAGACGAAGAUCGACGAAGGUUCCGGAGGGGCCUCAGCUGGCCUCUUUGAGUAUUCCUCUGGCGAGUGUAAAGGCCCCGACUUCUCCGUGAAGCUCGGGCUCAGCUUGGGCAUCAGCUUCAACCAACCCGGCGGGGGGACCCUCGACCUCGGCUUGACAUUCACAGGGGCGGGGGGAUGCAAGAACGACAAGGGCUUCUUCGACUUGCUGCUGGGCUUCGGAGCCUCCAGGACCCUCAAACUAGAACUGGAAAGCUUGAGUCUGGUGUGCGCGAGGUCCUACCUGCCGGUUCCGGCCCCCGGCCCGGCAACCUACAUGGAACCACAAGGUGCUCAUGAUGCCCCGUUCUUGGUGGAGAAGAGGGUUACGCCCACCAUCUCGAUUGGCUUCUCGAUUGGAACAGGGCAGACUGACGUGGCCAGCUGGGACAUGGGCAUCGGCAUUUCUGGCUCGGUGCCACUUGUGCCGAUGCUGCCUGCCAAUGGCGGCACUGGCAUCUCAUACUCCAUGAAGCCACCGGGCAGCUUGCCCUCCGGUUUCGGCCUGGGCUUCUCGGCAGCUCCCCCCGAUCCCUCUCUGGCGCAGGCCGGGGCCGGACAUCUGCACCCGGUCCAGGAGGCGGUGAACGGAGCGAUGGCGACCGCAGAUUCCUACGAGGAGCAGGUGCUGGCGGCCGUGGCCGCAGCGAGCUCAGGCUUCAAGCACAUGGAUGUGGGCCAUGCCGUGGAUACCCUGGGCGUGCAUCCGCAUGAAGCCCUGCGCCACGGCGCCUCCGCCUUGAAGAACUACGACACCGUUGCCGCCCUGGUGCAGCAGCAUGCGGAGGAGCAGCACGCAGGGUCGAAGUCCCUGAGCUCAGAGGAGCUGGAGGGGGCCCUUGACGUGAAUGCCAACAUUUACGUCAGCCUGUCCCUUUGCUUGACCUGCUCGAUUUGGGAGAAUGGGGAGGAUGCGAGCGAGGUGGCCUUCGGCGCAGGGGCCGGUCAGAACAUUGCAGCUCAAGCUCAGGCAAAUGCCCCCAUGCUCGAGGCCAACUGGCAGUCUUCCAUGAGGCGGCAGGGUUGGAGCAAAGCCCCUGGCAUCCUCACGGGCUUCUACCAGGGGCUUUGCAAUUCCUUGUCCUGCCUGUCAAAGGCCCGGUACGCGGAGUACCCCAAGGCUACGAUGGAUUGCUACAACGCAAACUGGGGUAGCUCCUUCAACAGCAAGGGUUGGAGCACUUGCCGCCACGGCUACUUCAUGACCGGCUUGUAUCGGUCGACGUGUAGCCAGCUCUCUUGCCUGGAUCAGGUGGAGUGCUGCCGCCCAGAAGGCGCCUCCCACGACUGGAAGCAGUGCAUCGAUGAGGACUGGGGUCUUCAGACAGGGCACUGGCUCAGCCGCUUGACCAGCUUUACCAAGCUGAUAGGCUGGAAGAAGUGCACUCCUGGCAAGGGCCUGGUGGGCUUGUACCGAGACUCGUCCAACAAGUGGUCCUCCGUCCAGUCGGCCAAGUGUUGCUACUUGCCAGCCUAG